CUCCUUCUACAUUAUUAAUUGUUGUUGUUAGUCUUUAACAUCACAAUUCUUCUAUUGCUUCCAAAUACUGAGAGCUUAUUUCUGACUUACCACAGUACCAAACCGAAGAUGGCUGAGACUGUCCUUAGUGUUGUUGCUGAGGAAAUACUAGGCAAGCUGAUUUCACUUGCUACAGAGCAGAUCAGCCUUGCUUGGGGUUUCAAAGAUGAGCUGACACGGCUUUGUGACUCAUUAACCAUGAUUCAAGAUGUGUUAGCUGAUGCAGAGAGAAGGCAAGUGAGUGACCAGUCCGUGAUGCGUUGGCUGCAGAGGCUUAAAGAUGUUGCUUAUGAUGCUGAUGAUGUGCUGGACGAGCUUGCUUACGAGAUUCUCAAGCGAAAGGUAGAGAUCCGUAACCAUAUGAAGAGAAAGGUAUGCUUCUUCUUUUCUUUUUCAAAUUCCAUUGCAUUUCGUUGCAAGAUGGCCAACAAAGUUAAGGCUAUUGCUGAAUCGCUAAAGAGAAUUAAUGAUGAAGCAAAUCAAUAUGGACUUACUAGAGUUGAAUUGGUAAAUGCCAAUCCUGAGAUUAUCCCAAGCCAUCGAGAGACAGACUCCUCUCUUGAUCAUUCUGAAGUUGUAGGAAGGAAAGAUCUUGUCUCAGAAAUAGUAGAGUUGUUGCUUAAUGCAGCCAAUCAACGACUUUCGGUCAUUCCUAUAGUAGGGAUGGCAGGUUUGGGAAAAACAACUCUAGCAAAAUUAGUGUACAAUCAUGAGUUAGUAAAAAAACAUUUUGAUAAGACAAUAUGGGUAUGUGUCUCCAAUGAGUUUAAAGAUAAAAGGAUUUUAGAAGAGAUUCUUGAAUCCCUUACUGAUAAGCCAGGUCCAUUAAAAAAUAAGAACACAAUACUUGAACGCCUUCAAGAAAAGUUACAAGGUCAAAAAUAUAUUCUCGUACUUGAUGAUGUAUGGAAUGAAGACCUUGUGAAAUGGGAGACUUUAAAGAGUUCUCUGAUAGGAAUGAACUUGAAUGUGGGAAAUAGUAUUAUUGUAACAACUCGUAGUGACAAGGUGGCUGAAAUUAUGGAGACAUUUCCUCGACGUCACUUGGAAAAACUAUCAGAAGAUGAUUGUUGGUCCAUAAUUAAGAAAAAAGUAUCUCUUAAUGAAAAAAUUCCACUAACUCCAAAUUUGGAGGCUAUUGGAAAGGGGAUCGCAAAAAAAUGUGGUGGGGUUCCAUUACUUGCGAGACUUUUAGGAGGGAUGAUGUAUUGUAAAAAGGAGGAAAGUGAAUGGGUGGCAAUUCAAAAUAGUAGUGUAUGGAAUUCCCUAAUUGAGAGCAAUGGAUUCUUAUCCAUACUAAAAUUAAGCUUUGAUCAUCUUUAUUCACCAUCUCUAAAAAGGUGUUUCACAUAUUGUGCAAUUUUUCCUAAAGAUUAUGAAAUGGGAAAGGAAGAACUAGUUCAACAUUGGAUGGCUGAAGGGUUCCUCCAACCAACUCAAGAACGUUUUUCGCCGGAGGAUAACGGUUUCAAGUAUUUCGAUAUUUUAUUGGCAAAUUCCUUAUUCCAAGAUAUAAAAAGGGAUAAUUAUGGUGAUAUUGUAAGCUGCAAGAUGCAUGAUCUUGUACAUGAUUUUGCCCUCUCAAUUUCAAAAGGGGAAACCUUGCAUUUAGAUGACACGGUGGGAAAUGACACUGAGUUGUCUCAUAUCCGACGUUUAUCUAUUAUAUGCAAUGACCAAACAACACCAACAAUCCUACAAUCUAGAGAUGUCAUGGGUAGAUUGCGCACAAUUUAUUCUAUAGGUGCUAAUCUUGGCGACAAGUUAUUGGAAUUAAAAUGUGUACGUAGUCUAUCUUUAUCUGGGAUACAUGUAGACGAGUUGCCCAGGUCAAUUGGUGAGUUCAGACAUUUGAGGCUUCUUCGCAUCGAUUGUACCGACAUCAAAGUAUUACCCAAUUCUGUUACUAAGCUCUAUAACUUACAAACUCUAAUAAUCAAGUCUUGUUAUCUUCUUAAAGAGCUUCCAAAAGAUCUACGAAAUUUGAUUAGCUUGAGACAUGUUGCUAUUGAUCAUCGGCGUAUAAAACAAUUGCCAAUAAAUAUGGGGCAGUUGACUUGCCUUCAAACGUUGCCUUUCUUUGUCAUCGGUCAAGAUGCUGGUCAUCGAAUUGAAGAAGUGGGAUGCUUAAGCCAACUCAGAGGAAAAUUAAGUAUUUACAAUCUAGAGCAUGUGAGAGAUAAAGAAGAAGCCAAAACUGCAAAUUUAGUGGGAAAGGCAGGAGUGCAGAAGUUGGGAUUCUAUUGGAAUAGAGAAAGGGAUGGAAACAAUAACGAUGAGGAUGUACUGGAAGGCCUUCAACCUCACCCAAGUUUGAAAAGCUUAGAGAUUGAAAAUUUCAAGGGUGAGAAGUUCCCUUCAUGGAUAUUGGCACGUGAUAACAGUAGUGGUGGUUUGUUUGUUUUGGACCAUCUAUUGGAAAUCCGUUUAAAAAACUGUAACAAGUGCAACAAGAUUCCUACGCUUGGGCAUUUACCCUGUCUCAAGGUUCUUCAAAUAGAGAGAAUGGAUAACGUGACAUGUAUAGAAACAGAAUUUUACAUUUAUUAUGGUGGUGAGAGAUCAAGUAAUAGUGGAGGUGGUAGUGGCAGAAAUGUGGUGUUCCCAGCUUUGAAAACACUUGUUUUGAAGUAUUUGCCCAAUCUAGUGGAAUGGAAGGACGCGAUGGAGUUGACAACAAUAGAAACGGUGUUUCCUUGCCUUGAGGAGUUGACCAUUAGAUACUGUGGCCAAUUGACAAGUGCUCCAUAUCAUUUUCCGUCUCUUAAGAAGUUAAAUAUUUAUGAAAUCAAAAGCACGGCAUUCGAAAGGAUUAUCAGCAAGCUUACCGCACUCACCUCCCUCCAAAUUUGGUAUAUUUCAGAACUUGUUUGUUUGCCAGAGCAGUUGUUGCAGAAUAAUAGGAGUCUCAUGUCUAUAGACAUAUAUGAUUGUUCUGAUUUGGUUUCCAUCUCGCUGCCUCAAGAUGCAACCUCUCUCCAAUCAUUCAGAAUAAGUGGAUGUAAGAAAUUGAGUGAAUUGUCGAACGCACCGCUCACCCUUCCUUCUCUUGAGACGUUUGAAGUAAGUGGUUGUCCUAAUUUGAGAUCCUUUCCAAGUCUACAAGGUGCGGGGUCCCUUCUCCGAAGUCUGGCAAUAUCGUGUGGUGACGAAGUUCUACCGACUGCGUUACAAUCCUGCACGUCGCUUUCAAGUUUGAGUAUAGAAGAGUGUCCAAAUCUUAUAUUAAUUCCAGAGCUACGAAAAUUGCAUUCUCUUACGGUGUUAGAAAUUUGCGAUUGUCCUAAUCUGAAAUCAAUUCCAGAUCUAGGAGAAUUGCAUUCUCUUUCAAGUCUAAGCAUUUUCCGUUGCCAAACGUUAAAGUUAACGUGUUUGCCAAAGGAGUUAGAGUGCGUCACCCGCUUAAAGUAUUUGGCGAUCGGUGGGUUUUGUGAAGAGUUGGAUGCGUUCCCCAGUCUCAGUUCCAUCCAACACUUGCACACGUCCCUUGAAUUACUAUCAUUGUAUGGGUGGGCUAAACUCAACUCUCUCCCGGACGAAAUACAACACUUCACUUCACUUGGAUGUCUGUCCAUACACAACUUUGAUGGACUGGAAGCUUUGCCUGAGUGGUUGGGCGACUUUUCUUCUCUUCAAACACUGGGUUUUUGGUAUUGCAAGAACCUGAUGUAUCUGCCCACAUCGCAAGCCAUGCAACGCCUCACUAAAUUACACUUAUUGAGGAUUUAUUCUUGUCCCAAAUUAAAGGAAAGAUGUGCAGAGGGUAGCGGGGCAGAGUGGUCCAAAAUCGCCCAUAUUCCAAAUGUCAAUGUCUAACGUUUUUGAGUGUUUUCCCAAAAUAUGUUUCCUGGCACUACGGAGAAGUAAUUAAUCUCAUGGAAUGUCAAUCCACUCCCUAGAAAUCGAUGGGUAAUAUUUUAUACCAAAGGGCAGCUGCGCAGAUUUGUCCACAGCUUUAAUGUUAUUAAAGAGGAAGCAACUUGAGUGCUUGAUGUGUAGGCAUUGGGGAUGACAUUUCUAUUGUGUAUAGCUGGAGGAAAAAUCAAUCAACUAAUUCACUCUCAACUGUGAGAGCUAACAGUAGUUCAUAAGAGCUGAAACUGCUGAUAUUUUACUGUUGCCAUUGAAAGGAAGGAUAUGCUGUGGGAAAAAGAGCUCUACGGGUCCUUUUUUCUAUUAAAUGAAAAUGGAAAGUUUGAACAGCCAACAGAUAGCAUCUUAUAGUUAUCCUUCGGUAGCACUUGGCCAUUCUUGUGAGCUAGUCACUUUUAGUUUCUGAUUCAGCAGACCUUUCUUUUCCAAUGUCAACUGUCAAGGAUCCUUUACAGAUCAUCCAGUUUGGCGCCAAAUGUUCUUUUGGUUACCUAAGCUGCUCGGCCAACAACGGAAUCUCCCAGCAAAGCAAUAGGAAUAUGGAAGGAGCAAGAGUGUCCCAGUACUAGAGGAUUGGUUGUAGUCCAAAAAUCACAAUAGAAGGAAUUUUAAAUUGGUUCCAAUGAUUACAUUAAAAUUUAUAUUUUACUGUCACCAUUGAAAGGAAGAAUGUGCUGUGGGAAAAAGAGCUCGACAGGUCCAAGAAUGUCUGUAUUAAAUGAAAAUAGAAAGUUUGAAACAGAUAGCAUCUUAUAGUUAUCCACUGGAAGCACUUGGCCAUUCUUGUGAACUAGCCACUUGUAGUUUCUGAUUCGGCAGACCUUUCUUUUCCAAUGUCACGGACACUUUACAGAUCAUCCAUUUUGGAGCCAAAUUGGCCAACGAUGGAAUCUCCCAGCAAAGCAAUAUGCAUGUAAUCCCUUUCUAUGUAAAGCUAAGUUGAAGUUUUUUGGAGUGGUUGAGGAUUUAUUUCAAUUUAUAAAAAAAUUAAUUGGGUUCUUUUUAAUGAUAAUUAAUUAGUUAGUAUUUUUAUUUGUUGAUUUCAUAAAAACAUUCACUAAAAAUAACUUGUGCAUAUCUCUAUUAAAACAUUUAAAAACACUACCUCCAAUUAAGUUUUUCCAUCUAUAAUGGUCUUUUCUUCUUGUGAAGCUUUAAAUUAUUGUCUUACCAAAUAGGUGACCAUAAUACUGGAUGCUCUUGAUUAUGGAAAUGUUCGUAGGAUAUAUCCUAAUCACUUGCAUAUAAGAGGAUGCUAACAAAAAACAUAUCACAAAGGUUCUACCUGGUGUCUCACUCCUUGAAACAUUGGACGGACGAUGAGCUCUAGCUCGACUGGCACUUCAUCUCCUUAUAAGUUCUAAGGGAAGGGUGAGGUUCUCCCUUAGGUAUAUCUGGAAUCUAUGAGAAGAAAUUCCAAAUGUAUGACUGAAUUCUAAGAUUGUCAUUAGGUCAACUGGAGUCAUAUUGUAUACGUAUUUGCAAGUCUUGAUCGCUACACUAUACUUGGAAACACUAUCAGUAAUGCAUUAGCGUCUAUGCUGGUGACUUCAACACUUUACAAGACUAUGAGGUGACCUUUGCAUUGGAUGCUCUAGAUCAAGCAGACAUUUAGAGGAUAGUUCCUAAUUGCUUGCAUAUAAGGCACUUGAGGAAAUUUAUCUAUUCUUUCUGGCUGGAGAAAUAAUUUAUUAUAGAUGGGAGCUGAUGAAAGUUGAUUAAAGUUGGAUAUGCCAAGGGAAACGGUCCUUAGUAUACCUGGAUAGAGAAAUCAUAAAAAGCAAGUGAUAAGUCUCUCCAAACUUGAAAAUUCAUUAGUGCAGGAAACAUGUUCAGGUAUUCUUACAUGUUUGGAUGGGUUUAUGGACAAUGCAAUGGUGCAAACAUAGGAAAAUGUCAAAGGGAAGUUGAAAAUUAACUACGGUGAUGUUUUCAUUCGCAGAAAUAAUGUUCUCUACAUUAGUAUAAGUCAUGUAGAUCAUCAGUAGUCAUGCUUUUAAUUUAAGAUAGUGGAUUUUGGAAAUGAGGAUUGGAAGAUCUUCUCUAAUGGAAUGAGCUAUCAUAUGUUUGAUUGAAGAGUAAUGCCUUGUUACUAUUGUGAUGAAUGGUGUCAUUGAUUUAACAGUGUGAUCAAUGAUGAUGAUGAUGAUGAUUGUUGAGUUGGUGGCUUGACAAUGUGAACACCCUUUCCAAAUAACGUUAUUAUGGUGGACGAAAUUCAGCCACGUAGAAAUCGAGUUUAUAAGACUCGAAAUCUGCACAAUAUAUCAAUCUGACGCUUUUAAACACUCUCUUAGUUCAAACACCCUCUCACUCAGUCUCUCAGUUCAAACACUCAAUCUCUCAAACACUCUCUCUCAGUCUCUCAAACACUCUCACUCAAACACCCAAAUCAGUCAUCCUCAACCCCUCGGCGUGCAACAAAAAUCACCUUUACCCUCAAACGCUCUCUUUUUCCUCACAAUCGACUUCAGACUUGAAAAUCCCAUACCUUGGAAAUCCCUUUUCCUCACAAUCGGCUUCACCCUCACCCAUACCUUGAAAAUCCCUUUUGUCCCUACCAACGGAAGUUCAGAUUUUUUCAAGUUUGAAGGGUGAUCACUAGUAGUGUUUGCUGACCUUCCAGUUAAAACAAUUCCACCAAAAGCUAAAUAAUGGUGGCUGGUAAAAUGAGUGAAAAGAACAUUUGAAUUCAAGUUUGGUACACUUGGUCCAAUGCCAAGAUGUGAAUGACUACAACAAUAACCAAUUUGAUAACCCUGCAGUUCUUCCUCUUAUCACACAGGUCGUUUACAGUCAGAUUUCCAAUCUGACUGCUGUUAUUGGUCAGGAUAUUAGCAACCAGUCCAGCUUCUGCAUUAGGGAUUGGAAUACUGACUGGGAUUGAGCCUUUAAUUUUUCAACCAACUUGGAUUUAUUAGCUUCUUGCAUCCAGAAGACUAAUGGAGACAUUACACAUCGCUUGUGUUCAGAAACAGAAUUGAAGUUUUACUUCAAUAGUUUCUUUGAAAGAUCUGGGAGUACCAAUUACUUGAAACCUAAUAAGAACUGUAAUUUAACCUCAUGGGUGGAAGGCUGUGAGCCGGGAUGGGCUUGUAGUGUUGGCUCAAAUCAGAAGGUUAACCUAAAUGAUUCAAAGGUCAUCCCCGCAAGAACACUCAAUUGUCAGGCUUGUUGUGAGGGUUUCUUCUGCCCUCAUGGUCUUACCUGCAUGAUUCGGAAUCCAAACCAUACUUGUGGAGGAGCAAAUAUUUGGGCUGAUGUUGGUAGUAGCAGUGAGUUAUUCUGUUCAGCUGGAUCAUAUUGUCCAAGUACCACCAGCAGACAGACUUGCACUAGUGGACAUUACUGCAGGAUGGGUUCUACAUAUGAGAAAAGGUCAUCCAAAUGUGAAGGUCAUCCAUUCAUCUAAAGGUGUUGGUGAGCCUCCAUUUUUUUCUGGCCUCGGCUGUCUUUUUUGCCAUCAAAGAUGCCAUUACAGUUGCAAGAGCAGAAGUGGGUUGUAAUGACUGGUUUGCUCUGGAUAAUCCCGCAACACUCGAACGCAUCCGGAUGGCUUGUUUGGAUGAGUUGACUGCACCAUUUAUAUGUCUAUUGUUUCCACCCUAAGCUCAGUGUUUGAUGCAAUAGCCUUAUUUCAAUUUAGCAUAUCUCUCAGUUCUCACUUUGUACAGUUUACCUGUCUUUAACAUAGUGGUUACAAAAUAAAAUGAAAUAAACUGACUCUGCUAGUCAGGGAAGAGCAAGGGGAACACCCUUUUUGUAAGUUAAAUAAUGGUAUUCUCAUUGUUUACUAUGGUACAAGAUGUACUUACAUCAGCACAAUUAGAGGAUCUCAACUUAAAAGAUGUACUUAAAUUUUGUUUCUAGAGAAAUAUUGUAAUUUCAUUGCUAAUUGCUUCCCCGUUUGUAAUAUGUAAACCUGAAAAUUCAGUUCUCUUUUCUGUCCAUUUUGUUAAUGGAAAGUAUGAAGCAAAUGAAAAUUGAGUGUUUUAGAA
Messenger RNA from Quercus robur (English oak), 7910 nucleotides. Its product is annotated as putative disease resistance protein RGA4. The transcript has 24 exons. NCBI's taxonomy places the organism in Eukaryota, Viridiplantae, Streptophyta, Magnoliopsida, Fagales, Fagaceae. Gene Ontology annotation, molecular function: ADP binding. The record is from RefSeq and is a predicted model, not a curated record. The coding region runs from base 109 to 3855 and encodes 1248 amino acids. Gene Ontology annotation, biological process: defense response to other organism.